Molecule: messenger RNA, 578 nt
Organism: Armigeres subalbatus
Lineage: Eukaryota; Metazoa; Arthropoda; Insecta; Diptera; Culicidae
Exons: 4
Coding region: 1-468 (155 amino acids)
Source: RefSeq, a predicted model, not a curated record
AUGUCAUCGUUCGAACUGGGCUUGAACCAGUCUGUUGUGUUGACUGACCAUCCCUCUACCAACUGCCGUGUAGCUACCAGCCCUGAAGAGAGUGAAUCAUACCGAUUCACCUGGGAUUGCUUUACCAGUCCCCAAAGUUCCCAGGAGGACAAUUGGUGGCAAACACUAAACAAAAUCGCGAGCAUACCCACACAGGCAAAAGCGCACCUGGCCAUCCACCACAAUAAAAGGGGAAGACAGCAUUCUAAUCAUCCACCGUACAGUCACAGUGAGACAGACACUGAAUUAGAAACAGGUUUUCAAUCCCCGCGCACGCGGGCGCAAGCUGUGCAGAUUAAAAAAAAUCACCAGGCAGCAAAGGCCCUCGAACGAGGGCCUUUUAUUUCUGUAUCCAUUGCAGCCAGCCACCUGCCACCAAACCACGCUAGCAGCAAUCACGCCAACGACACUGGGACGACAGUCGCAUAAAGCAAUAGUGAUCGUCGACCGCCCUGACCGAGCGUCUUGUAUUCUCGUUGUGAGAUACAAAAUUCUAAUUGGAAUUGUGCGUCAACGACGCGAGCAUGUGUUGAAGCGAA